UUUACCAACUGACUUAGUUGAAUCUGCAUCAAUCAUUAGUCGUAGAAGUAGGAUGGAAAGAAAAUCAAUAAAAGAGGAUCACAACAAGAUAAUCAAUUCAGCUCUUAGUACAUCCAGUACAUCCAAAGUACUGUCUAUACCAGAUGAUGAUCUUACACAAGUUAACAUUGAACUAGAUUAUGAGCAAUUUUAUAUCAAUCUACUUAAAGAAUAUGACAUAUUAAAAACUGAUUACAGUGUACUGGAAAAAGAAAUUGCGUCAAUUAAAAAAUCUGAUAUUGACAAUAAAAAAAUUAAUGAAUCACUUCGUUUGAGUAUAAAGGUUCUAACUAAAAAUUUGAAAGAAACUAACUUGCUUUUAAAACAAACGCAGAAAACUACAACCAAACAAAUCAAAUUGCUCUCUUUAAAUAAAAGUCAAACCAUUGAAAAUCAAGCCAAGAAAUAUUUGUCAUCUAUAUUUUCUGCAAACCAGUUGAAUUUAAUAAUGCGAAAAAAGAAAAGGGUCCAUUGGACAAGAGCUGAAAUUUCAAAAGCCUUCACUCUUAGGUAUUUCAGUAAAAGAGCAUAUGUCUAUGUCAAAAAUGAACUGCAUUAUCCUCUACCUGGUAAAUAAUUUUUUAUUUUAUACUCAUUGAACCAUUAUACUUAGUUAAAAAAUGUUUGUAUUAAUUUUAAAUUGAUUUUAGGACU
This is a messenger RNA of Aphis gossypii (cotton aphid), 693 nucleotides long. RefSeq lists its product as uncharacterized. The record is from RefSeq and is a predicted model, not a curated record. The transcript has 2 exons. Bases 53 to 616 code for a protein of 187 amino acids. Lineage: Eukaryota; Metazoa; Arthropoda; Insecta; Hemiptera; Aphididae.